UGCAAUUGUCCUUCCAGUUAAAGCUGUAUGGCUGUUUUUUUAACUGCAUAGCUAGCUAAAUGUGCUAAACGUUGGUCGGGCCAUGGCCUGCGUGGCCUACCCCGUUCGGCAGCCUAUAAGGUGAGGCACAGCAGUGGCAGUGGUGCAGAGUUGUCUCUGCUGCUCCUGGGCAGGCAGGGGGCACUUCACCAUGGCAGCCAUGGCAGCGUAGUGCUCCCUCCUGCACCAGGUCCCACCCUCUGGGCUGCAGAGGUGGCUUCUGCCUGGAGCUGGUCCAGUCCGAUUGUAGCCCUGUGCCCCACUGUGGGGGGCAGAAAUCUCAUGGGGUAGAUGUCCCUCCACCCCGCUGCCAUGUUGCCUGUGCCCCGUCCUGCCUCCGCAUGCAUCACCUGUAACCACAUCCCCCUUCCUCACACACCCCCACCCCAUUUCCCACAUAUUGGGGGCAGGGGGCACGUGUCCACCAUCUUAGCCCCCCCCCCCGGCAAAAAUAAGUCAGUGCCUAUGUCAGUACCUGAGUCUCUACAGAAUGUGGGCUGUCCUGAAGGGUGGCACCCUCAAGAGCAUCAUGCAGAGAUAUAACAAGCAGGAUUGGCAUCCUGGCAAACUCUGUGGGAGAGCAGGUGGAAAGUGGGGAGAGUGUAGGAGAUGCACAGGUUCCAAGAGCUGGGAAGGGGUGUGGGGGGGCAAUUCUGGAGCCCCUAACUCGGUGCCAAGGCUGGUGCCCUGUUUGCCCACCCCUAGUUUUGCUACUGAGCUCCCCAGCUGCCAAGCAAGCCAGUCCCCAUGCCAGAUUCCAUGCUGAGGCAUGAACUGAUUUAAUAAUUUGGAGAGAGGUCAUUCCUCACCAGGCUAUUUAAGAGGUACAAAAUAUUGAUAGACCAGGCUUUAAACUAGCACAAGAGACUUGCAGUUACAGAACUAGACUUAUUCCUUUGCAGAGAGCAUAAAUCUCAAACAGAUUUCAGCUUUAUUUUUUUUCAUUCACUAUUUUUCCAUUCUCUCUCUAUAUGCCCUUUCCCCUUUGCUUAAUAUUACUGUCCACCUCCCCUUCUGUUCUCUCCCUUGCACCGAUUCUGCCCUUUCUCUCUAACCUAGUUCCAGCCUUCAUUUUUAAGUCUCUUCCCUCCUAUUAGGAACUGCGCUUUUGAGAUGUUGUUGCAGAAUUGUGCAUGUGUACAUAUAUAGUUUAUGAUUCUUUACAGUGAAAAGUGCUUCUAUAUUUUUAUUUGUCAGACAUCUUCCAAUAUUAUCUCCUAGUUAAGAUGUCAGUGUCAUCUGGGUCUUAGUUUUAGAUUGCAAAGUGUACAUUGUUUAAACUGAGUAAUAAUGAAUAUAGGCUAGGAAAGUCAGUUUUUCAAGAUAGAGCAGGUUCUCUUUGAGGUUGAUGGCAAGAAGAAUUAAAAUCCAGUUAUCCUUAUUUUAUUUUCUCUUUAUUGCACUUUAAAAUCUGACAAACUAAUCUGAUCAUUCAUUUUUAUUAUAUAAAGAUUAUAAUGUGGUAAGCACUGACAAUGAAGUCCCCUUUCCAAAGAACUUACAAACUAGUUUAGAAUAAAAAUUUAAUGAAAAUUGUAUCCGGUGAUAGUGGGAAAUGAAAAGAUACUGCUCCAUGUCUAAUAAUGCGCGCAUCAGGUUUCUGCUAAGAACAAAUGUUUAUAUCCUAUUUAAAAAUCAGGUUUGCAUAGCAAAUUCUAACUGGACUUCAGUACAGUUCUAUGAAAGUCUUACCAGUAGAUAAUAAGAGAAGAUGUUAAAAAUACUCCUUGCAAAAUAAGGUAUCUCUCAAUAGGUAUCUCUCCUUACAAAAUAAGGUAUCUCUUCAGCUAAAUGAAGGCAAUUGAGCUACUAAAAACACAAACAACCCAGUUGGAAUAUAGACCAAUGACACUUGAUGGAAUUUAAUUGUCACUAGUUGCUAGGCAACACCUGUACACAACUUGGAGGAAGGCCUCUGAACAGCAAAGCAGCUAAGAUUUAUCAUGGAAUUAGUUGCAGAUUGUGCCUGUUAAUACAAGACCAACAUUGGAGAAACCUUUCAGAAAGUGUGUUUCCCAGUAGCAGAAGCAAGAUAUUUCACCAGUGCUAGAAGGAUGAAUAUAUCAACCCUUUGCAGCAGUAAUAAUCCAUUUGCUAUUGAUGAUAAACUGAGGGUCACCCUUUCUGAGAGCCAUGAGCCAUCUGGGCACUUCCAGUCCUGCAGCAACUCACCUGUAGACUUGCAAACUACAAAGACCACCAGGCCUUUGCAAGAUACCUGCCUUUCCCAGCCCUGUUAUUCACAAUGCUAUGUAAAGUACCUCAAGAAGAUAGCUACAGACCUGAGAUUCUCCAAGGAAGUUGUGAAGCACAGAGGGCUGCCCACCCUCCCCUAUAAGGAAUGUGACUUCAAGUACCUCUAUGAUGCUUCUGGAAUCAUUCAAAAGCCACAAAACAAAGAAUCUAUUGCUAAGAAAGUAGGGCAGCCACUGAAACUCCACCCUCUAAAGCAACCACCUUGCCUUUUAAAAUCAGAUAUUUCACCUCCUACAGGGACCAGGGAAGAGUCUCUGUGGAGAACCAAAAGGCAGAGCUCACCUUCUCCACUUCUUCAUGAAACUCCUUUUUCAAAGACAUUCCUGACAGAGUCUCAUGAAAUGUCAUCAACAGCAGUGACCAGAAGAGGACAUGAAAAGAAGGUAUCUCCAGGGGAUGCCUCAGUAUCAAGGAUAAGGUGUCAGGGAUGGGAGGAAAUGCUUUUGAAGAAGCUGAACAGGACCACAGCUCAAUGGAUUGUGAAUCAACAGGCUACUUGGGGUGGGUGGAUUCAGGAUAAGCCUCAUAGUUUCACAAAACAAAAGUUUGACUGGAACAGAAUCAGGGAUGAACUUUCUUCUGAAAGUGAUUUGAAAUUAUUGGAUGAAAUUCAAGCUGGAGAAGAUGCCAUGGAAGUCAGUUCCCAGAGCCAAGCACAGCAGAAACCUGAGACGCUCCUCCCAGUCUACUAUAGGUUGCCUGCUUAUUGCACAAGAGUUCUGCCAGCAGAUGACCCUGUUGGUUACAACAAUACAGCUGAUGAAACAAAAAGGAAGUGUCUUAGACCAGCAUCCCCUAUGAAGAAGUGGGAACGUCCAACCUCCUGUCUGAGGAAAUACACAUACGCUGCCAAGAAUGCCUUUGAACAUGAGCUUUACUUUGGGACAGUCAAGAUUGUCCAUCAGAUGGACAAGAGAGGAAAGGAUUGCUUCAUCCUAGAGAAUCAUGAUGAGUAUUACAAACACCUCCAGCAGCACUUUCCAAGACCUCCAGUGCAUUGGAGUUUCCAGCCACAAAAAGGAGCUCAGAAGCCUGAGAAGGGAGCUUUCCGCUGGACUGCUCUGCCUACCCAAGCUGAUGAUUUUGUACAAAGGGGCCAGGAGCCACCUCAGGCAAAGACCAGUAAAGGGAGAAAAGAGCCCAAGGAAUCUAAGGCAGGCCUGCCUGAAGAUAUGCACAUCCUCAGAACUAUGUUGGAGCAGUGGAAAAAUGCUUGGAAGCUGACUCCCCAGUGGCAGAAUGCAACUAUAGAAGGCUUAACAAGGGCUCUCACGGAUAUACACGAUGUUGUUUGUGUCUCAGCUAUAAUAACUUGUGCAUCUGCAGUGGUGGAACAACCUAGAUCAGACACUAGCAAUCAGGAGUCAGUUGUAGAAAUAGAUGGCACUGGAAAGGUUCCAGAAAUCCAGGAUGUGCCUGAAGAACUGCAGCCUUUACUGAAAAAGACCCUGAGGCAUGAGAGUGCCCAUGUGAGAAUGGCAGCAGCCGUGUGUCAUUAUGCCACAGGGAUGAGGAAUGAGGAGGCUCGAGCAGUCAUGCAGGAUGCUCUGGUACAUGGCAAUUCUGCAGAUAGCUGGGCAGCAGCACAGUGCCUGGCACUGGACGGCAUCAUCACAUUACCUGUAGUGACCAAAAUCCUUUCCCAGCUGUUUGACAAGAAUGAUGAAAACACUGAGAAGCAGGCGUGUCUUCUAUUAACCCAGCUCAGUGAACGCACAAGCUUGGUGUACUCCCUGCUGGCAGCAAAAUUGAACAGUUGCCAGUGGAAAGAUCGGAUUUUGGCCUGCAAGGCUCUCUCCCGCAUCCGUGGGUAUGUCAGCCAGGACCUAAAGAACAAGCUUGUUCAGCUGAUGUGGAAAGACUGGAAAUUAGAUGUGCGCCAGGCAGCUGCCCUGGCACUGGGGCACAUGAAGUUUGGAAAGGAAGUUCAUGACCAACUCAGGGUGAAGCUGAAAAGGGGAGAUUGCCGGACAAAGGUCGAAGCUCUCUCUUUGAUUGGUUGGCUACGGUUCAUGACAGCUAAGCUACUCCCUGGCUUUCUCCAGUGCUUCUCCAAUGACUUUGUUGCAGUGCGGCGGGAAGCUUGCCUUACAGCUGGAGCCCUUAGGAUCAAAGAUGAGACUGUCCUUAAAUGCCUUUUGAAGACAAUGCAGACUGACCCUCACUGGAAAAUCAAGGCCUUUGCCAUCAAAGCAUUGGGCCAAAUAGGCCAUGUUAGCCCGCAGCUGAAACGUCUUCUUCUUUGGGCUGUUCACUAUGAGGAGAAGCCAGGAGUACGAAAGGAGGCCUGUCGUGCCAUUGUCACCCUCCACUUACAGGAUGAAAGUGUUCAGGCCACCUUAUUGGAGAGGGUGAUUCUGGAGCCAAAUGAGAUGGUCAGAGAGGAAAUGAAUCGAGCUAUGAAGGCUCUCAACUUUCAACAUAAGGAGGAUCAGAAAACAGUUGAGAAAAUCAAGAAUGAGAUUUCCAGCCUCAGCCAAAAGGCAUUGGUGACCCAGAAACUGCUGAAACUUGAAGAGAUUAUAGACCAUCUGUGGCAGAAAGCCGAUCGAAUCUAUCAUGCAGAGGAGCAUAGCUCUGACUACAAGGAUAUACUGGAAAACCUGAGGGCUGCCCUUGAAUCCACUUCCAUUGGAGAAAGCUAUUCUUCUACCACAAUGACUUCUAAGAUCUGGACCCCCAAUUCAGGUUUACCAGUAUGUGCAAGUACUAUGUGGAAACUCCAUCAAGUCCCUGGACAUGAAAAGCCAUCUUACUAUCACUUGACUCUCACCACAAUGAAGAGGCAAUCCUGUAGCAGUAAGGAGUCAAUCCCAGCAGAAAGGGGACAACCCUCAUCGUCACUUUGUAGGUAGAAGAAACCAUCUGACUUCUUUGACCAAUAUCAAGUGACUAGAGAGUUCCCUUGAAUGACUCUCGCUGUCUUCUGCAGGACAGAAAGUACAGGAAUUCUGACCAAUCCCCAAACUCAUGAAAACAUACUGCUAGACUUUGGCAGCUGUGAAUGACCUUUGACUGGAAGUGUGAAAUAUCACUUGAUAACUGGAUUGUUUUGUGAGUUGUUUCUCCAUAAAGUUGCCUUGCUCUCAGCAGACAUUUUAUAUGCAGAUCUUUUUUACUAAUAAUGUUAGUAUGUCUCUCUCACUGGAGAAGGAUAAUAAUGGGAUAUUGUUUAUUGGACAAACAAGUCUGAUAGUUUAUAUACAUUACAUACAAGCUUAGGGGCUUAAAAAUUUAUUUCCUCAAACCUGUUUAGGAUAGUUCAGUAUAAAGGAAUCACAUACCUUACUAAGAGCACUUCUUGAGAACAAAUGAAAAUUAACAUUUUCCACAUACUAUUUAAUAAAAAUGGGUAGGUGAGAUUAAGGACCAACAGGUACACAUCUAAAGCACAAGAACGUAAUGUUAGGCCAGACGCAAGAUUCCUGGGAAGUGUAAAAUCUUAGUACGCAGAUAGAACGACUGCAUUCUAUUUAGUGGAUGUUUUUGUUCAGAUAGGUUUCAGAAGGAGAUUCUAAAUGCAGUUGGCAUAAUACCUUCUGGAAGUACUAAAAGGAAGUACUAUGCCUUGGAAGUACCAAAAGGAAGUACUAAAAGAUAAUGCAGUAACUACCCGUAUUGCGCCAUGCGCACUGAGCACAGUUAUUUUUAGCUCCUACAUCACUGUAACAGCAUGCUACAUCAGGAACACGUUGCUACAGCGACAUAGGGGCUGGUCACAUGUAGAUGCCCAUGGACACUACAUCGCCAUAGUGCUUUGCUACAGCAACAUGGCAUUAUGUGUAGACGUGCCCAUUGAAUCACAGUUAUUUGUCCUACCUGAGAUGUGGCAGUUGAGACUGGGGCAGAGGUGGGCAAAAUGUGGCCUGUGGGCUGGAUGUGGCCCACCAAGCCAUUCUAUCCAGCCUGCAGGGCCCCUAAAAAUUUAGAAAAUGAAUAUUUAUCUGCCCCUGGCUGCCUGUCAUGCAGCCCUUGGUGGCUUGCCAAAACUCAGUAAGUGGCCCUCUGCCUGAAAUAAUUGCCCACCCCUGGUCUGGGGCCAUUCAGGGACUGAGGCACUGAUCAGGGUCAGGAUGGGUGAGCAGAAUUUAAAAACAAACUGGGUCAGGAAGCAAGGUCAAUCUGAGAGUGGAGUCUAGGAAUGAGUUGGGUCAAGGAGCUGGGAAGUCAAGCAGAGUGGAGUCUAGAAACAAGCCAGGGUUUCCAGCAGCAUUGCCAUCAGUAGCUGGAACCAAAGUGAACUUCCUGGGCUUUCCAGCUGACCAGCAGGUGAUGGAGAGAUGAACCAGAGGAACCCUAGAAUAAAGGUAUAAUGCUGGAAAUGGAUUUCUCUGAUGCAUAGAGUCUCGAGGUGACCAUGGAUGUUCACCUCCAGAGUGGUGAUCCCCCACUCCCAUGGAGCUGGACACUAGAGGUGAGUCAUCUGUAGUCUCAGUGGUCUCUGGCUUGAACCGCUGUUGUAAUGGGAUUUAUAGGGCCUGGGCUACAGACUCUUUGAUGACAUUGCACACUACCCCAGAGUCCAGUAAGACAGUCAACAGGAGGAUUUGACCUGGGACUUGGAGGUGGAUGAAUAGCUGUAACUGAGGGUUCUGUGGGUCAGGUUUGUUGCAGGAUUCUAUUACUGAGUGAGGGGAGUUUGUGGAGACUGCAGCUGCCCCACCUUAUCGCAUCUGGGGUGGCUUAUUUGCAUGGUCCCCUCUAUUGAGGCAGAGGACACCCUUUGGAAAUGCAGGUUGUGUUGGCACUUCCUUUCAUCUGGGAUAAGGCAACACUACCCCUUCCCCGAGUUAAUUUGCAUGAGUUUGGAAAUAACCACUAUGGGGCAAGGACCUGGAAGGGGUAGGGAAUGCCUUUUUCCUCCCUCCAUUCCUGGAGGGAAUGGUGAAGAUGUGCUGCCAGGUCCAUGAAGGCACUGAACCCCAAAGGCAUCUCUACUCAUGCCAGUUCAUUUUUUACCUCAUCCUGCAGAGCCCACCAGAAGUGAUAAAGCUAGGACACCCCAUUUCAGUGGUGUUUGCUAUGUAGCAAUGGAAAAGAGAUGCAUAGGUGGUGGUAGUCCCCUGCCUCAGUGAAGGUUCCCUAAUGCUGUCCAUGCUCAGUGAGAGUCAAACAUCAUGGAGAUUUCUUGAAGGAAUGCUUCCCAGUCCUAGGGAACAGGGCUGUCAUGCUCUACCAUAGACUUAUGACAAGGCUUAUUUUUGCCUGAUCCUUGGAGUAGGUUGAGCAAAGAACAAAAGGUGGCGUUGGAUAAGAAACCCCUUGAAGCAGCACCAGUCCCCACAUAGCAGGAGAGGGGGACAGGACAGGACCUGCAGGACAGGCCUGAAGCACAGUUAUUUAUUCCCACAGCUGCUGUGCCUCUUCCAGCACUGGCUAUUCUCCUGGUGGUACACAAUCUAGGACUGGAGGGAUUGGUGAUUGGCCAACAGUUGCUGUGUCCAGGCUUUUAGGACUUUUCAGAGACAAACCAGUUCAGAUGAUCCUACCUAGCUUGCAGGUCUUCCCAAGGCUGCAGCAUUCAAAGCAGUGAGUCUGAGGGCACCAGCACAGGAUUAUGUUCCAUGCUGAGCCUUCUUCAUUGGGGUAGUUCAGGCAAACUGUCACAUUGGGGCAUGGAUGAUCAUGUUUGGAGCCUCUCCACAGAUCAAGGUGCUAACCAGGGUCAGGAUAGGUGAACAGAAUCUGAGAACAAUCCAAGAGCAGGGUCUAGGAGCCAACUGAGUAAAAAAGCCAGGAAAUCAAGCAGAGAUUAGAGUUGAGGAGCAAGCCACAGGGACCAGCAAUGCAGUGUUGGAUCAGGUUAAGUCCCAUUGCCAGUACCAUAUCCAGGAAGUUUGGCAUCUGGGGCAAGCCUGCAGCAGCAGCCUGCUCUUGCCCCACACACAGAUCCGGGGGGCACAUGUCUGUCCCCCCUCCCCCCCCAUACUUGCCUGGGAGUGCACACAGCAGCAGAAGCCGCCCUUCCUUCAUCCCGGCGCCCCCCCAAAAGAGCUGCUCGCAUCUCUGUUGCACACCCUGCCCUGGCUGGCCAAUGCCUGUUGGUGUCGCUUCCCUUUUACACCCAGGGCGUUCACCUCGCUCACCCCCCACCUCCCUUUUCUAUGGUACUGCCUGUUGCCCAAACACUUUAUGGCCCUACUCAAGGGUUUAUAUGGGGGAAGUCAAGAGUCAACUGACCUUGGCUGUCCACUUUGAUGACAGGGAGUGGGCAAAGGGUUAGGUCCUGUGGCUUUAGGCCAACUUGGAUCAGCUCUAGGGUGGCAGACUGGGUUGAAUGGGUGUGUUGGUUGGGUUGAGGCCAUGGCCUUAUGUUAUUGUGGCAAUGUCCAUGCUCUAUCUGGGAACUGUCUUCCUAUUAAUGUGCUAUAAUGAGUUCUAUAACGAUUUUAUAAAAUAUCAUCAGUUGUUAUUUUGAGCUGAGCUGGGUUGCUUUGUAUUCAGACAGUCAAAUAUAGACAGACUUAUUUUCUAAGGUUUUAUUACCCAAGGAAGAGAAUGCAGGCUAGGUUGGAUCCAAGUUUGCUUUCAUACUUCUACUUAAAAUAGAAAAGGGAGAUGCCAGGUAACAAGCUGUAUCUUCUUAAAGAAUUCCAAAAGCUAAAGGCUGUAGGUAUAUUUAAAGCCAAAUCUACCCAAAUGUCCUCAUUCUCACUCAUCCAUAUCUGUUCUCUUCCCAUCUCUCUCCCACAGAGAGCUUCCUGGAAUCAUAAUGUAAAUGGCUUUGUAUUUAUUUUUUAUGCAAGUUAUAGGAAUUUUACCCAUUACGCACGAUUGCCAUCUUUGACAAAAGGCACUUACCUACCUUCCAGUUCCAUUUCAGCCAGAAAGACGCUGUUCAGGUGGAAAAUGUGAAGAAGUUUAAUGGGUUUUAAUGUAUUGUUGUAGUGAAUUAUUAAAACAUCUAUGGUCAAUAACAAGGUUCAAUAUGCCAGAGGAGAGUUUGCAUAUUUUUUAUUAUGAGAACAGACUUUUAUGAAGGUAAAGGAUCCAGUGGACAAGUGCACUUGUUAUUCUCGAGGAUCAAGCCUUCUGUUAUGUUUGUGUUGUCUCUGGCCUUGUUAAUUUUCUGGUUAUUUCAGACCCUACCACUAGGUGUCAGGCAUAGAACAAUGUUUCACCCAUACAUACAUUUUACUGCUUCUGUAUGUGCAAACAUUAUGGGAAUAAUGAAUGGAAAGGACAAUAUAUGUAUAUGAGCUUGUGUAUGUAUAUACAUAUAUUUAUUUUUUUUGAGCAUGGAAGUCUAAGUAUCAUAAAGAUGAGGCCAGUAUGUUUGUAUAUGUGUAUGCUGUAAUG
Alligator mississippiensis (American alligator) is the source of this 9594-nucleotide messenger RNA. It is a transcript of the gene HEATR4, whose product is annotated as HEAT repeat containing 4. The transcript is spliced from 17 exons. The record is from RefSeq and is a predicted model, not a curated record. The coding region runs from base 2094 to 5150 and encodes 1018 amino acids. Gene Ontology annotation, molecular function: oxidoreductase activity. Lineage: Eukaryota; Metazoa; Chordata; Crocodylia; Alligatoridae.